UUAACUCUCAUAUUAAAAUCUGACAAUCUGAUAUGCCUCUCAGGAUAUACUUUUGUUUCAUUUGAGCAACUUCUGAUUUUCUGACUUAUUUAUCCAUUUUGUUAGAAUCACAUCUUCAGCAUCGCAUUUCUUGCAGUUUUCAGACUGACAGAUCUGAGAACAAGAAUUGAGGGAAAAAUGGAUGUUUAUUCAACUAAUAGUGGUAAUAAUUCUGCAAGAUAUGGUAGGGAGAUGGCAUCAACCAGCUUCAUACAGACUCCAUUUGCUGCAAUUUUGGAGUAUUCAGGUCUUCUUGGAAGCAGCAGUGCCUCUGCAUCUGCUGCUAUUGCUAAUGAUCACUCUCACGCACAAUCCGCCCACCAGGAGGUAUCUAUCGGGAUAAUUGGAGUUGGACCUGGUGAGAACCAGGACUCCAUAUCAGUUGACCUUGCUGAACAAGGAGCCGGCUUAACUGAUGUUGGUGUAAGUAGUGAAAUUGCAAACCUCAAUGUGGAGUCUGGAUAUGUUGUACAUUGCUUGGCUAGGUGGAUUGGGCACAUUCUUCCUUUUUUUUUGCUUCUUCUUCUUGUUUUUAUUCGACAACAUUUGCAAGGCUUUUUUGCUGCAAUCUGGAUUGCUGCACUCAUCUUCAAAUCAAAUGAUAUCUUGCAGAAGCAGGCGGCAUUAAAGGAGCAGAGAAGGAUAUAUGUUCUUCUGAGCAUCGCAAUCAGUUUAAUGCUCCAUGUGAUAUCUGUUUAUUGGUGGUAUCGAAAUGACGACCUUCUGUACCCUUUGAUUUUUCUUCCUCCAAAGCAGAUUCCCCCUUUCUGGCAUUCAAUAUUUAUCAUCAUGGUGAAUGAUGUUAUGGUGCAGCAGACAGCCAUGGCCUUCAAAUGUGUGCUUUUGAUACAUUACAAGAAUAGCGAAGGCCACAGUUACCGUAAACAGGGUCAAAUGCUAACUCUUGUUGAGUAUUUCCUGUUGCUAUACCGCACUUUGUUGCCAACACCUGUAUGGUAUAGGUUCUUUCUUGACAAAAAAUAUGGCAGCUUUUUUUCUUCAUUAACUACGGGGUUGUACUUGACCUUCAAGCUUACAUCCAGUAUAGAGAAGGUUCAAUUAUUCUUUGCUGCAUCGAGGGUCUUAUCAAAUCCAGAGGUGCAUUAUGGAUCUCGUGCCACAUCUGAGCAGGUCAAGGCAGCAGGGGAUCUCUGCGCUAUUUGCCAGGAGAAGAUGCACGCUCCAAUUUUACUUCGCUGUAAACACAUCUUCUGUGAAGACUGUGUGUCAGAAUGGUUAUUUCUUCACUUCCAUUUUAUCUAUAUGAAGAUCAAUACUUCUAUUAGACACACAAAACACAACUUUCUUUCCACUCAUCAAUGCGUUAACCUAAAUCUGCAUAAAAGAAUACGGAGUACUCUUCACCUUUGCAAACCUAAGGCAUGUAGAACAGUAUUUGUGAUAAUGAUUUUGAAGGUUUUUGCUUCUCAAUGCAACAUAUGUUUGAUUUCUGCAGCUGCUUCAGAGUUGAGAACUUUAAGAUAAAUAACACCUAAUUAUGUGGUAUAUUCAACCGUAGAAACAUACAUGGCCAUGGUUUCUAAACCAAGUCAUGUCAGUAGUGCAUGUUGAGUUUAAGAUGGAUAUAAACUACGUAAACAGUAUUCCAAUGGAGGCUUCAAACUGCAAAGCAUACAUCAGAUGUUACAAUUCCAAUGGAGAGAAGAAUGAAUUUUACAAUUUGUGAAGGAUAAUUUUAACUAGUUGCUCCAAAACCUUUUGUCAAUGUUUGUUGAACUCAUUUAAAUUUCAUGAAUAUUAAAAUUGCAUUUUGUUGAACAUUAACAAUCUUUGCAUACUUACCGCUUCACACAGUUGCAUGAGCUAACCUUACAUACUUACUGCAAGAAAACUAAAUUUGUGGCUGCAGC
Messenger RNA from Durio zibethinus, 1910 nucleotides. RefSeq lists its product as uncharacterized. Lineage: Eukaryota; Viridiplantae; Streptophyta; Magnoliopsida; Malvales; Malvaceae. The record is from RefSeq and is a predicted model, not a curated record. Gene Ontology annotation, molecular function: ubiquitin protein ligase activity. Gene Ontology annotation, biological process: positive regulation of ERAD pathway.